CGCUGUUUGCGCCGGGCACCUCCACGUCACGUGAGAGCGGGACGCGCGGCCGGGAUUUGGCUGCGCGUCGCUGCGGGGGGAGACGCACCCCACGCCUGACCUUUGCCCCAUCUCCCUUCCCCACACGGCGGGGUGGUUGCGGGUUGGGGGGGGUUCUUGGUUUGCGGGAGGCGCUUGUUUGCUCGCUGCCCCCUUUUCUUUUCCCUGCGUUGCGGGGGGGAAAAGGUGGAGCCUGGGGCCACCGCUGCAGGUGCUGCAUGGCUGCCGGCACCCUCGCACCCUUCCCUGGGCCCCCUUCCACCUCCCUGCAUGAAUUCCCUUAUGCCUCCCAAACCAACGCCCGCGUCGCCCAGGAUUCUCCGACCGGUGGGGUCCCGCCGGCUAUGGAUUUGGUGUUGGGAGCGGCGGCCGGUUGCUUGGCGUGCGUCCUCACCAACCCGCUGGAGGUGGUGAAGACGCGGCUGCAGCUGCAGGGUGAGCUGCAGCCCCCCGGCACUUACCCCCGGCACUACCGCGGGGUGCUGCGGGCGGCGGGCGCCGUGUGCCGCGCCGACGGGCUGCGGGGGCUGCAGAAGGGCCUGGCCGCUGGCCUCCUCUACCAGGGCUUGAUGAACGGAGUCCGGUUUUAUUGCUAUUCCCACGCCGAGGAUGCCGGCUGGACCGGGUAUCCCGGGGGCACCGUGGCUGCCGGGGCCGUGGCCGGGGCGGUGGGAGCCUUCGUGGGCAGCCCCGCGUACCUGGUGAAGACCCACCUGCAAGCGCAGACGCAGGCGGCCGUGGCCGUGGGCCACCAACACAACCACGAGAGCAUCUCCGGCGCUUUCAAGAGCAUCUACCGGCAGCACGGGGUGGUGGGGCUGUGGCGAGGGGUGACGGGGGCUGUGCCCCGCGUGGCCGUGGGCUCGGCCGCACAGCUCGCCACCUUCGCCUCCGCCAAGGAUUGGGUCUGCGAGCGCCAGUGGUUCGGGGAGGGCAGCUGGGCGGCGGUGCUGGCAGGAGGCAUGGUGAGCGGCGUGGCGGUGGCGGUGACGAUGACGCCUUUCGACGUGAUCAGCACGCGGCUCUACAACCAGCCGGUGGAGGCCGACGGCACGGGCAAGCUCUACCGGGGUUUUUUGGACUGCAUCCUGCAAAUCUCCAGCAAAGAGGGGCUGCUGGGCUUGUACAAGGGCAUCGGCGCCGUGUACCUCCGCCUCGGCCCCCACACCGUCCUCAGCCUCUUCUUUUGGGACGAGCUCAGGAAGAUGGUGCAGCACCGGCAGCCGCCGGGGCCGUAGGAUGUGACCCCGGCUUCGCCACUGCCAUUAAUAAAAGGGGUUUUUCUA
Messenger RNA from Cuculus canorus (common cuckoo), 1325 nucleotides. RefSeq names its product solute carrier family 25 member 34 (gene SLC25A34). The record is from RefSeq and is a predicted model, not a curated record. The transcript is spliced from 5 exons. Lineage: Eukaryota; Metazoa; Chordata; Aves; Cuculiformes; Cuculidae. Bases 258 to 1277 code for a protein of 339 amino acids.